This is a messenger RNA of Mesorhabditis spiculigera, 1494 nucleotides long. The record is from the annotation of a GenBank genome assembly. Lineage: Eukaryota; Metazoa; Nematoda; Chromadorea; Rhabditida; Rhabditidae.
AUGAGCGCUUUUCGCGAUCUCGGCUGUUGCCUGCUUUGCACUGAACGCUUUUCGCAGGGCCACCGCCCGAAGGUCCUUGGCUGCGGCCAUUCGUUCUGCGAGCGCUGCUUGGCCACCUGUACGCGCAUCUCGAGACUGUGCCCCAAAUGCCGCGCGCCCAUCACAAACAGCUGCAUCAACUUUGAUUUGCUGAACUUGGCUGAAGCUUUGCCGAAUGUUGCUGCUGGUGAUGGCGGCGUUGAAACGCAAAUCCUGGUCAAGAACGUCAACGGCAAGUCUGUGAGGGUUGACAUCAAGCCGGAUUCGACUACGGUGACGCUGAAAGACUUCGAUCCGGAGGAUGAGGAGGCAAAAUUCGAACACGAUUUGAUGAAGAAAGUUGAAGAUCGCGAGGGCAUCAAACCUGAGGAGCAGCGUCUCAUUUUCCUGGGAAAACCGAUUGAGUUGGAGAGCAACCUGUCACUCCGUGACCUCCACUGCAAAGCUUCAAACAAAAUGCUCUCGCGACUCGCCCUCAGCUACCAGCCGAUUCGCCAAUUCUCGCAAACGGCGGUAAAGAGCGCCCGUUUCGGCCAAGGCGGAAUCGGCAACAGGUUCACGGAGCAGACGUGGUCCAACUUCAAGACGCGCACGGGCCCGACGCUGAAGGAGCGGCUGCUGGGCCCGACCACUGGAAAGCCCUAUCUCUACGGCACCUAUGCUCUGAUCGGCGCCUCGGCUUUUGGCAUUGCCGCCCUGGGCUACUAUGGACUCGGCAUGAGCAGCGGCUCCUCGAUUAUUCAGAACAGCGCCCUGUGGCCGCAAUAUGUUCGUGAUCGUCUCCACACCACCUACGGAUACCUCGGCGCCGGCCUCGGAAUCACGGCGGCUGCUGGCGUGGCCGCGUCGAGGAACGCGAUGAUCAUGCGACUCACAUCUUCUGGAUCUAUUUUGGGAAUGUUCGCCACGCUGGCCGUGAUCAUUGGCACAAGCGCCGUCUGCCAGUCGGUCCCGUACGAGAACACCUUCGUCAAGCACGUCGCCUGGGCCGUUCACUGCGGCGCGCUUGGAGCUGUUCUCGCCCCGAUGGUCUACAUGGGCGGCCCGGCGUUGAUGCGUGCCGCUUGGUAUACGGCUGGAUUGGUGGCUGGCCUUUCCGCCACCGCCAUCACCGCCCCGUCCGAGAAGUUCCUGAUGAUGGCCGGCCCGCUCGGCAUGGGACUGGGCGUCGUGUUCGUGGCCAACAUCGGCUGCUUCUUCUUCCCGCCCCACAGCGCCCUUGGAGCUAGCCUGGCCUCGGUGGUCGUCUACGGCGGCUUGAUCUUGUUCUCGGCCUUCCUGCUCUACAACACGCAGCGUUUGGUGAAGCAGGCCGAAAUGCACCCGCAGCCCGGCUACUACGAGGGCGUCCGCCAGUUUGACUCAAUCAAUGCCCAGCUCGGCAUCUACAUGAACAUUCUCAACAUCUUCAUGCGCAUGGCGAUGAUCACGGGCGAAGGCAGCAACCGCAGGAAG